Bombus terrestris (buff-tailed bumblebee) is the source of this 963-nucleotide messenger RNA. Its product is annotated as nudix hydrolase 8. Bases 1 to 921 code for a protein of 306 amino acids. Gene Ontology annotation, molecular function: NADH pyrophosphatase activity; ADP-ribose diphosphatase activity; NAD binding. The transcript has 4 exons. The record is from RefSeq and is a predicted model, not a curated record. NCBI's taxonomy places the organism in Eukaryota, Metazoa, Arthropoda, Insecta, Hymenoptera, Apidae.
AUGUACAGUAUCGCAAUUUCUAAACUCUGUUACGUUUCCACGGUGCUAAAACAACAAUAUUUAGCGAAAUAUCGUAUUGUUUUUUAUCCUAUAUUGCGUUGUAAAAUACAUUGCGUCAAUCCUUCUGUAAUUAUGGCUUCAAAGUGUUUUAAUGGAUGUAAUGAUCACUACAAUGGCGUAACUAUUGACUCAAAUGACGAAUUUUGUACAUCUGAAGUGUUCGCUCGUCGUCUUACAGCAUCUUUACAAAAAUGGAAAGAAAAUAAAAAACGCACAAUAUGGUUCCGUGUACAUUUACCACAAUCAGAAUGGAUACCGUUACUUGUGAAAGAAGGAUUCAAAUUUCAUCAUGCAAAACAAGAAUAUGUUAUGCUUUAUCGAUGGUUAGUUACAGAUGAGGAAUGCAAUGUUCCACACUAUGCACACACCAAUUUAGGAGUCGGAGGAUUUGUCUAUAAUGAGGAAACUAAAGAAAUUUUAGUUAUCAAAGAGAAAUAUGCAAAUGGUCCACCUAUUUGGAAAUUACCAGGUGGUUAUGUGGAACCAGGAGAAGAUUUAGAAGAAGCUGUAAAAAGAGAAGUUUUAGAAGAGACUGGUGUUCAAACUACCUUUAGGUGUAUAAUAGGUUUCAGACACGUUCAUGGUUACGCCUUUGGUUGUUCUGACAUAUACAUGAUUGCCUAUUUAUCACCUAUUGAUAUCAAUAUUAAAAAAUGUGAAAAAGAAAUUUCUGAUUGCAGAUGGAUGAAGGUAAAUGAUUAUUUAGAGCAUCCAGAAGUAUCUGAAAAUAAUAAACAAAUUGCAAAAAAGAUAAUAGAAUUUUUCAAACACAAAAUGGGGAUUGUUGUGAACCAUGAAAUACAUUUUGCAACAAACAAACCUAUUUGUGUAUACAGCAUAUCCAAAAUCGGUGAUGCAUAGCAAUACGCAGAAUGAUUAAAAUAUAUACAUAUGGUCAAUUAA